CAUCCUACUGUAUUGUGACUAUGGCAGCUCAGGUUACUGAAUCAGACCAGAUCAAACAGUUCAAAGAAUUCCUGGGAACCUAUAAUAAACUGACAGAAAACUGCUUCAUGGAUUGUGUUAAAGAUUUCACUACAAGAGAGGUCAAGCCAGAGGAGACCUCAUGUUCUGAGAGCUGCUUACAAAAGUACCUAAAAAUGACACAGAGGAUCUCCAUGCGCUUCCAGGAAUAUCACAUCCAGCAGAAUGAAGCAUUGGCUGCUAAAGCCGGCUUGUUAGGACAACCGCGAUAAUCGACUACUGCUGGACUGAACUCCAGACCAGUAUUCCGGCAUGGAGCAGGGCCCUCCAAACUGGAGCAGCAAGACAGAGGACGCAGGCACUAGGAAUAGUGUGAGAAGGCCUCUCAUGUCUGCCAGCUCUCCGGAUAAUUGACUUGUUGGGAUUUCUGGUUUCCCAAAGGACAGACACUCUCAUUUUGACCAUCAUGCUGGUCUUCCAUAAAACUCGAAAGAUCUUAAUUGUUUUUUUAUGUUAGAAUGCUACAAAAUAAAAUGUUAGCCUACUCUAACAUUCAGUCUUGUUCAUGCAUAAUUUAUCAAUGAAAUAAAAAACAAAAUGCUUAACUAGGAUGGAUUCUGAUCUAUACUACACUGAAAAAAAAAAAAAUACUUGUAGGAUUUACUUGAUAAAAUUGUAAAUCCUACACAUUUUAAGUUAAUUUUACUGCUACUGCUCUGUACAACAUACUUGUUAUUAUCAGGGAAAAUCUACUUACUAUUGAGCUUAACAUUCAUAAAGAAAUUAAGUAAAUAUUACUUAAUUAUA
Messenger RNA from Ctenopharyngodon idella (grass carp), 825 nucleotides. It is a transcript of the gene timm9, whose product is annotated as translocase of inner mitochondrial membrane 9 homolog. The coding region runs from base 21 to 290 and encodes 89 amino acids. The record is from RefSeq and is a predicted model, not a curated record. NCBI's taxonomy places the organism in Eukaryota, Metazoa, Chordata, Actinopteri, Cypriniformes, Xenocyprididae. The transcript has 3 exons.